Schistosoma margrebowiei is the source of this 303-nucleotide messenger RNA. The record is from the annotation of a GenBank genome assembly. Lineage: Eukaryota; Metazoa; Platyhelminthes; Trematoda; Strigeidida; Schistosomatidae.
AUGAAAUUUAUUAUUUGGACAAUAAUAAUAUUGGUCAGUUUACUUAUAUAUGGAUAUAAUGCAGAAAAAAAUCAAUGUGGAAAUGUGAGUUGUGAUGUUGGAGAAACUUUCUUAUAUGAACGUUAUUGUUGCAAAAAUGUAUUUAAUCAAGAUGAUUGUUGCAAGAAAAUUCGUUGGAAACCAAUCACCAUUACUGUAUGUGUUGUUAUCGCUGUGUUAAUUCUGAUUUGGAUAUUAAGUUGUGUAUUUGGAUUGUGUAAAUGUCUUGUUAAUUGUCUUUGUUGUUGUUGUAAGAAAAACUGA